UGUCACUUUGAUUUCCUGAGUUGCUCAACCUCCCUGCGUCGGGGUAACAUAGUGGUGAAAUAGUGCAGCAGGCAUCUGGCUCAGGACAGUAACAGGGCUCUCUCCUACUGAACACACCAGAGCGUAGCCAUGUUGACGGGGCCACUGUGGAGCGUCCUCCUGCUCCUGUCCAUCCCAGAGGUGUGCAUGCAGGAGGUGGACUACGGGGACUAUGAAGACAGCGAUCCUCUAUGCUCCACUGAAGAGACCAUCAGAGGGGGCCAUGUGUCCUACUCACAGGGAGGGUUGUAUGGGAGUGUGCUGACCUAUCACUGUGCCCACGGAUACGACCCUUUCCCUGUUAGCCAUAGGCUAUGUGAUGAUGAGGGGGAUUGGUCAACCAUGACAUCAGCGAAUGGCAGACUAGUGACACGGGCAACAUGCAAAGAGAGAGUGUGUCCCGGCCAGCUCCAGCUGGAUAAUGGGGACUUCUGGCCGAGGGACCAGUGGUUCCGUCCAGGGACUAUGCAGAACUUUUCCUGCCUUGGAGGGUUGACCCUCUCUGGCUCAGCAAGCAGGACCUGCACCGUCUCUCUGGAGUGGACCGGAACCAGCCCUAUUUGUGACAACAAUGAUGUAGUUGAUGCCUGCAACGACCCAGGCGUCCCAGCGGGGGCCUUGAGGUCAGGGUCACGGUUCCAGGUGGGGGACACACUGACCUAUCGUUGCCAGGCAGGUCUGGACCUGCUGGGUUCGAGCCAGCGUGUCUGUCUCUUUAGCAGGGAGUGGACCGGCUCAGCCCCACGAUGCCAGGCCUACAAUGGCUUCGACAGCCCCAGUACCGUGGCAGCCUUAAUGAUCGGCUCCCUGUCAGGGGUUAUUGAAGCUCUUCCACCAGAGAUCCCCCCCCCACAAAGCGUCCUUCAAGAGGGCUACGGGCGAAUGAUUAUCGUUGAGGAUCACAGUCGGUUGAACAUCUACAUCUUACUGGACACAUCCGGCAGCCUGGUCGAAGACUUCGACAAAGUCAGACAGUCUGCUAUCAGUCUCAUCAGGAAGCUGGACAGCUUUGAUGUCCAGAUGAAGAUCCAUGUGGUUUCUUACGCCAGCGAGGCUAUAGACAUUGUGACCAUCAUAGAUACCUUCAUAAGUGCCAAUGCUCAACUAGUCAUUGAGGAAAUAGAGAAGUUUGACCCCAAAGAUCACGGGGACAAAAUAGGGACCAAUCUCUUUGCAGGACUGCAUAGAGUAGAUGAGAUGAUGGCUUUACUGAAGUUAGGCCGAGAGGAUAAUCAUUUUAUGGAGACACAGAAUGUUAUUCUCAUAAUAACAGAUGGUAAUUCCAACACUGGUCCCGAACCCCAGAUUGCCCUUGCCAAAAUACGAUCCCAUUUUGGCGGCCACACCUUGGAGGAACUGCUCGACGUGUACGUGUUUGGUGUCGGAAAGGGGAUUAACAAAAAAAAGCUGAAUGACAUCGCCUCACACAAGCAGAACGAGGAACAUAUCUUCAUUCUGGAAGACCUCCAGUGUCUGGGAGAAGCCUUUAACCAGAUGAUCAAAAUCAAGACGACGACCAAGUGUGGGGUGGCACAGGAAGAGCUUGACAGCGAUGAUCCCAAAGUAUACGGGCAAUACACCAGGCCAUGGCACGUCGCUCUUAAAAUCCUUGCAUCCGAUCUGAGCAGAGAGGAAAAAUGCUACGGAUCCGUUGUGAGCCCAAACUGGAUCCUGACCGCGGCCCACUGCUUCGCCCGGCACAGUGUAGCGGUACGGAGGCAAAAGAUAGAAGUCACUCACGGUGGUCAACAGCAAACGAUGGAUGGUCAGAUUUUCAUCCACCCAGAUUUCAACGUCAAAGGCCUCAAGCACAGAAAUGUGUCAGAGUUCUACGACUUUGACGUGGCUCUGGUGCAGCUGAACACCAGCGUCCCCCUUCUGUCAGAGGCCAGACCCGUCUGCCUGCCGUGUACUACGGCCGCCGACCGAGCCAUGAAGCGAGUCAAAUCCACAUGCCAGCAGCACAGAAAGGAAUUACUACCAGGCAGUGAAACUAACGCAUCCUUCAUCGACCGAACCUCGAAACGUGUGGAAACCCUGAUUCAUCUUGGAGAGCAGAGGCAAGCAUGCGUGUCCAAAGCUGCCUGGGAACUGAAAGACGCCCACAACGUGACAUUGGAUGAGCUAGUACCCGAGCGGUUCCUCUGUACUGGAGGCCCAUCCAGGUCCGGAACCUGGAAGGGCCCUGUCAGCUGCAAAGGCGAUUCCGGUGGUUCACUCUUCUUGAAGAAAAGGGAGCGCUACUUUCAGGUGGGGGUAUUGAGUUGGGGUACCGUAGACCGGUGUUCUGGCAACGGUCGUGGGCGUCCUGCUGCCGAUGCGCGUGACUUCCACAUCAGCCUUUUCACCAUUGUGCCGUGGUUAAAGCAGCACCUGGGCCAGGAGCUAGAGUUCCUGCCUCUGGGAGACUGAGGGCUGUCGUUCUCUGGCCUGUGGCCCUAUGCCAGCAGCCAUCAGCCUUGUUGCUUCAGCAUGUAUGAAGAACAGAUAACCCUGCUGCCCUACUUUUCUUUCCAUUUGGGUGUAAUGUGCAAAACCGCUCCCCGUCACAGUAACUCAUUAAUAUCCAAUAUGUCUUCGAGACGAUGGAUACGUAUUCUGUAUGUGCAUACCUUUGCUUUUGUUUUCUUAUUUUCUUAUUAAAAUAAAAACUCUACUACUGUACUAUUUAGGGGAGCGCAUUUGGUGAAGGAAUUUAAAUUGAAUUGUGUUCUGUUUCACAAAAGGCUGAGUGAAAUUAACUGAUUGGUUCAAAAACAAAGAAAGAAAAAAAGUAAUACGCAAAAUCCAUAUGAUUAAAUACAUGAACAAAUACAAAUCAUACAUUUAGUAUUUUUCUACUGAGAAAUCAAACACUUUAUUACAUAACACCCAUCCCUUUAAAAAACUGUUUUGAUAAUCAUUUCUAAAGCUUAGCUUGUUAAAUCUGUGUCAAUACAGUAUAUAUAGGGCCAUCUAACCGACCGCCACUGGUGCAAUAUCAAUUAAAAAGGAAAAGAAUAGAAGCCUUUGAGUCUCACAACAAAGCUUUCCAUCCUUGACGGAUGGUCUCUUCUUCAGAAGCAAUAGGAAGGUUCACUGAUAGCGAGCCAUGGGAUGGUUGGUCCACGGAGGUAGCUUGGACAGCUCCUCCUCAGUGGCGGCCUCUAUGGGCCAGCCCCAGGCCUUGAAGAAGGCACACAUGUUGUGCUCCACGGCCAGGGAGAAGGUCUUGGUGUACAGGUUCAUCUUGCCCUUGUUGUCCCCGGCCACGUCGCUCAUGUCGUGGUAGGCGGCGAACACUUUCUUAAAGGCUGCCCAGCCGAACGCCUCCUGGAGCUGAGGUAGUGAGAGCAAGUGACAUAUAGAUGGAGGGUAGACCAUAUGUAGGGGCCAGUGAGUCCUAAUUUGGAUGCCCGGUGAAGCCAGCGAUCUGUUAUUGCUGAGUACUAAAAUGUAUGGAUUGAAGGGUGGAGAUGGCUAUGAGAUGAAUAUAAAACUAAUCAAAAUCAUGAGCAUGAGUCCUCAUCUCACCUGUAGGUAUGUUUCCAAGGCCACCCACAUAGUCCAGCUCCCAAGGUUUCUACCUCCCUUGACGUACUCUUCUUGGCGAGACAACCGAGAUGCAGGCUUCAAAUUUGGAUGUGCCUGCAAGGUAUGCAACAGAGCAUCUUUAACGUUACAAUGUAUACGUAAUAGUUUGCCAUUGAAGGCUGUGUUGAACGUCCAUUACAGCUGCAGUGCCCUGCAUCCUGUCAGUUAUUUUCUAGAAUUGUUUCAUCCUGACUGGUAUUCUUUGUUUUCGGUGUUAAUGGCUUUUUGGAGUUGUGAAUUUUUCACAAUUCCAAAAAGUGCGGGGUCGGAUAUGGACUUGCAAUUUAAUAUUGUAGCGACCACAAGUGUGGACGCCGUUUGGAUGCGCAAGGGAUUCUUGGGGUUUAACUAUCCUUGGGGUUUGGACCCUUUCGGGGACCCCCUGGGUUACCUUGUAGUUGUUGGGUUAAGUGGGCAUAAUGGUUUGGAGUUGUUGGUGCGUAAUUGUGUGUUCCGUUGUAGUGUUAUGUGCAUUGUUGUCGCCACCGUUAUUGUGAAUGUCAUGUUUGUUUGUUUGGUGCGCCAUUUUCUAUGCAUAAGAUAGGUGGAUAAUUAAGGCAGUCCAUAGUCAUGCGGUGCAUGGGGCGCGGAACUGCAUACUUCCUUAAACCUUGGCUCCCGUCUCAUCUUUCCGUGCUGCUCACCACAAUAUGUGUUAAUUUAGUGUAUAACCCCAUUCAUAUCAGAAUAGUUUUCAAUACCGUAGAAUGAGCCUUUUAUAUCUACAAAGGGAGUGGGUCCUCCCUUUGAACAUACCUUGACGCAUCCUUGUAAUGGAUGCUAGGUGUGGGCACUAUAAGUCCCGCUCUAUGUGUGCUGUGCAUUUAUCAGCGAUCAAUACUAU
Molecule: messenger RNA, 4456 nt
Organism: Gadus chalcogrammus (walleye pollock)
Lineage: Eukaryota; Metazoa; Chordata; Actinopteri; Gadiformes; Gadidae
Product: complement factor B
Exons: 17
Coding region: 130-2451 (773 amino acids)
Biological process (GO): proteolysis; complement activation
Cellular component (GO): extracellular region
Molecular function (GO): serine-type endopeptidase activity
Source: RefSeq, a predicted model, not a curated record